UGUCAUUGUCAAACAGCUGCCAGUGUAGGUUGUGGAUCGAUUGUUUUGAUCAGUGUUUUUUUACAUCAAAAGUUAAAUUUAUUAUCAAUUUUUUUUAUCAGUUUUGAUUCAUCUAAACACCUCUGGGCCGGGUGCCCACCUUGUUCCCUGAUUUGUACCCUUAAAAUUUACUAAACAUGCCGGGAACCAAUCUAAUAGUUCCAGUAGUGCUGUGGGGCAAGCACGCACCCACUCACUGCAUCUCCUCAGUAUACCUGUCGAGAGAUCAAAAGACCCUUGUCACUGGUUGCUACGAUGGCCAGAUAUGUAUAUGGCAGUCAGAUCCGGAAACGCUGAAGAUGACUCCGCGGUGUCUGCUUGUUGGUCACACAGCUCCAGUCACAUGCCUAUCAAGGGCUUCGAUUAUACAGGAUAACAACUUCAUAGUGAGCUCAUCGGAAGCCGGUGAGAUGUGCACUUGGGAUUUGGUCGAUGGGAAGUGUAGGGAGAGUGUCAAAUUGACUCAGGUCCAUACGAACAUUCAGGCCUAUCAUAUGUGCAAUAGUGAGGAUCUACGCCUCUUCUGCAACGGCUACUACGCCGAGAUACUAAUAAUGGAUCCUUUCUCGUUGGAAAUACUGUUCUCUUUGAGCUCAAAGAUGAAUCCCGAUUGGAUAUCGGCUUUGCACGUGCUGCGUCCGUCGUCACGUAAGGACGAUGUUGUCCUCGCGAUAUCAAUCACCGGCACUGUCAAAGUGUGGUCGCUGCUCGGCCACGAGAACAAACAGUCCGAGCCGAUAUACGAGAACGAAUCCAAGCAGAUCCGUUGUCUGAACGCGCUCUCGCUGAACUGCUGCGCGUACAACCAGCGCACCGUCCUCAUUGUCUGCGCCAAGUACUGCCAGAUAUACGAUGCAGGGGAUUUCUCAGUUUUAUGCUCGAUCCAAGCACCGUCAGGCGAGCGUUGGAUGUCAGGGGAUUUCCUGGCCCCGGACAGAGUCCUCGUCUGGUCAACCGAAGGCAAGGGAUAUCUUUAUAAGCUACCCGCCAACAAACUGCGUGGAAAAGCUAUCAAUAGUUCGGUUCCCGAUCAUAAAGGUUUCCACGGCCCGACUGUGGCCCACGACAGCCCGGUGCUUUUCGGGAUAUUGUCACAUACGGAUAAUGAGUUACUUUCCUGUCCACCGGCGAUGCGUUUCGUGAUAACCUCAUCAGGAGGACGCCAGCGCAGACUGCUCUUGAGGGGAGACUCGGCCGGAGUUGUCUCAAUUUGGAAUGUCGACGACGCCGCCACUCCGGACCUCAACAAAGUUAACACGUACGCCCCUCUGGUGCUGACGAGCAUGGAAAUAGCGUGGUCGGACAUGAACCCGAGUCCUGUCGGAAUCCUGGACCAACUACACGUCCCUGACGAGUCUGAAAUCAAACUGACCGCUUCGAUAUACCUGAUGGCGCUGAACCGCCUCGUGGUCGGCAGGGAGGACGGCUCCAUCGUGAUCGUGAACGCGACCCACACCGUCCAGCUUCAGCUGCUGCACGGCAGACACCAGCAGCUAGAUGAUUGGCCACCUCAUCAGCUACUGUUGGGUCACAACGGAAGGGUCAAUUGCUUGUUGUACCCACACCACGUACACCAGAGGUACGACAGAGCACAUCUGGUGUCGGGUGGGAUCGACUUCGCGGUCUGCCUGUGGGACCUCUUUAGUGGAAGCCUGCUGCACCGCUUCUGCGUGCACGCCGGAGAAAUAGCUCAGCUGAUCGUACCCCCCCACAAUUGCAGUCCUCGGAUCCAGAAAUGCAUUUGCUCAGUGGCGUCCGACCACAGUGUGACUCUGCUCAGUCUAGCCGAGAGGAAGUGCGUGACGCUGGCCUCUCGGCACCUGUUCCCGGUCGUGACGAUAAAGUGGCGACCGGCCGACGACUUCAUGGUGGUCGGCUGCAGCGAUGGAACCGUCUACGUCUGGCAGAUGGAGACGGGACACCUGGACAGAGUGCUGCAUGGUAUGAUAGCCGAAGAGGUCUUGGCUGCUUGCGACGAGACUCUGUCUGAUGACCUCGGGGGCUCGAUGUCCAGCGGCUCCGGGGACCUGCAGGGCCUGGCCAAUCCCGCCGUGCAUUUCUUCAGGGGCCUCCGUCACCGGAACCUGACGGCCAUGCGCGCGGCCACGCAGCGCGGGCUGGCGGCGCUGCAGCACGCGGGGCCGGCCGCCGCGGGCCCGCUCGCCGCCCCCGCGCGCCCGCGCCCCGCGCCCCUCACCGUGCAGCCCUUCCGCUCCAACCCGAAAGAUCCCGAAAGCCACAUUCUGUUCUUCGAUAUCGAGGGUCUGAUCGUGGAGCUGCUGAGCGAGGAGUACUCCGCGAUGAGUCCGGCCAGUUUGGAGGCCGCCGGCCUGAUAUCCAGCGAAUACAUGAAGGCAGCGGCUUUGACCCAGUCUGCGAGUCCUGACGCCACCAAACGCAUUUCUGACUUCUUCGGUCGAGUGAAAGACAAGGCCGGCGAUAUGGAACGUAUAUUGAAAGAGAAGGACAAGCACGGUAUCUUGGCCAAGAUGAAGGAGGGCGCGGAAACCGUUCAGACCAAGCUACAGGCGAAAGCGGAACAGUUAAAAAACCACCUCGAUAAUAAAGAUGACGGUACAACUCCGAAGAAGCGUCCCAAAGAGAUGUGUCUCUCAGACGCUCCCCACACAAUGGAGAUCGCCCAGAUACUUGUGUCGCUGCUGCACGCCUGGGGUCUCGACCCUGACCUGGACAGGGUCUGCGAGUCGAAGCUCGGUCUAUUAAGACCUAUGGUCCCGGUGUGCUUCGGCGUGGUCUCCCGACACGGCCACAUGGCUGUCCAGCUUCCGACUCGCCUCAUCAGCUGGACGGAGGCCUGCGCUGCCGCGCCCGACGACCCGCUACUCGUAACCUCGGAUCUACCACCGGAACUAUUGACCCAGGAAAAACUUACCAGGCUGUUCUCUUCGAAGCUACACUGGGAGUUGAGCACGACGCUGACCACGAACCAUUUGCUGUCCAUCGUGGCCUUAGCCAACACCCUCAUGUCGAUGAGCAACGCCAGCUUCCUACCAGAAUCGGAGAUGGCGCGGAGAUUGCACAGACCUUCGACCCGAAGCUCUUCUUCAUGGGCGGCGGAGGAAGAACGUGAGGAACAGCUAGCAGCCCAGCAGGCCCACAUCAAGCAGGGCUGGUCGUUACUCGCCACGCUCCAUUGCGUAUUGCUCCCUGACAAAGUCGUUGCAACCGGAGCGAAGAACUUCAAGCGUCCCCAAGUGGAGAUGCUGGCGCGCAGGUGGCAGCAUCACUGUCUGGAAGUGAGGGAGGCAGCCCAGGCUCUACUCCUAGCUGAAUUAGCAAGGUUGGGUCCGAAGGGUCGCAAAGCCCUGGUCGACAACUGGGCCCAGUAUCUACCUCUGUACACGCACACAGAGAGCAUCAACCCUCAUGCGGCGCAGAAGGAACCGGCCGAGAAAUUGGCCAAAACGGUCGAUGAGUUUGACGAGGAAGAAGAAGAGAUAGUCCGGAAGCCAUCUUCCCUCGCCGAGCUGAAGCGGAAACAGACAACGGCCGUGGUCCUGCUCGGAGUCAUAGGGGCGGAGUUCGGACAGGACAUCACAAGCGAAGGUGCGGCCGGGAACAAGCGCCGUAAGGAUGUCGACAGCAGGAAGAGUUCGGUUGUAGAAGGAUUCACGCUAAGCUCUUCGAAUAACUUGGCCCGUCUGACUGCACUGGCCCUGACGCACUUACUGCAGGCGCCCGCGUGUCCCCGCCUGCCAGCCCACACGCCCCUGCGGCGUGCCGCUGUUGAUCUGCUGGGGAGGGGCUUCACAGUUUGGGAACCAUAUUUGGAUGUCAGUCACGUUCUUUUAGGUUUGCUGGAGAUGUGUUCGGACGCGGAUAAGUUGGUUCCGUCGAUGACGUACGGUCUCCCGCUGACCGCGCAGGCCGACUCGUGUCGCACGGCGCGACACGCGCUGACACUCAUCGCCACCGCCAGGCCGGCGGCGUUCAUAACAACGAUGGCCCGCGAGGUGGCGCGGUGCGCGGCCGCGGCCCAGAGCGGACAGCCCUCCCCGGCGUACCACGCGCUACAGAAGGGCAGGGCCGAGGUGCUCCGCGGGAUCGAGCUGCUCAUUGAGAAGAUGCACAGCGAGGUCGCCGAACUGCUUGUCGAGGUGAUGGAUAUAAUCCUGCACUGCGUGGACCAGUCGCACCUGAAGAGUAAGGGUUUGAACGAGGUGUUCCCGGCCAUCUGUCGGUACAACCAGGUCUCGCACUGCCCAGCAACCCGGAGAAUUGCGGUCGGCAGCCACACUGGGCAGCUAGCGCUAUACGAGCUGCGGGCGGGGCGCUGCCAGUCCCUGGCCGCACACAGCGGGCCCGUCACCGCCUGCGCCUUCAGCCCCGACGGCAGAUACCUGGUCUCCUACGCCACGACCGACAACCGACUCUCCUUCUGGCAGAGCACCUCUGGUAUGUUCGGUCUGGGCGCGGCGCAGACCCGCUGCGUGAAGUGCUACAGCACGGCGCCCAUGGCGGACGUGGCGCGGCUGAACCCGGCCCGCCUGGCCCGCCUCGUGUGGACCAACUCCAGGACCGUCACCCUCAUGCUGGCCGACGGCUCCGAAACCCGGUUCAAUGUUUGAACGAUCCGACCCGGAUAUUCCAGACCCGUCGUUGCAAUUAGCAACACACGCCACCACAAAACGUAUUUGUUAAAACGCAAUCGCCAUGUCUAUAUAUCGUCAUUGUCAAACCAAAAUCUGCUGCUAUGUGCACUUUUUGAGAUUUUUACUUUUUGACCUUUUCGUAUAGUUCACAGCCCUAUCUACCGUAUAAAAUAAAUAAACAAUAGUUAAAAAAACUAAAAAACACGCUUUAUAUAAAAUUCAAUUAAAAAAUUGAAAAUAUUUUUUUAAGAUAUUAUCGAAAUAAUAAUUCUUCUACAAUAUCUGUCAGAAUAAUAUUUAUAACUAAUAACACCAUGCACCCCACACUUUUUUUAUAAUAAAAUAUAUAUUUUUUUACACUAUUUUCAAUUUAAAUUUAUUAAAAUUUAUUUUCUAUUUUUUAGUUGGGUUUUAUAUAAAGCGUGUUUUUUAGUUAUUUUUUUUUUUUGCAAAUAUAAAUAAUGAAAUAAUCUUAUCAAAUUAGUAUAUUGUCAUCAGUCCUCCAUAAAUCUACAAAGUUUGAAUGAAAUCUGGCCGUUUAAAGUGGGUCAAAAUCGCGUCUAAAGGAGUCAGUUACAAACAUACAUACAAGUUAAGAUAAUAUUUUAUAAAGGUUGUACAAAACUGUCAUGUGUUUCAUUAAAAUCUAUAUAUAUAUAUAAAAGAAAGUCGUGUUAGUUACACUAUUUAUAACUGAGGAACGGCUGAACUAAUUUGGCUGAAAAUUGGUGAGGAGGUAGCUUAAAACCAGGAGAAGGACAUAGGAUACUUUUUAUCACAUUCCCGUGGGACGCGACAUAAAACGUGGUAACUAUAACAAAACGCAUCUGAUAUGGAAUAACAAAACGCAACUGACAGCUAAACGUAAUAAUUAUAUUCUAUGGUUAAGUAUAGUAGAAUUUUGAAGUUGACCGGUUGAUGUGUUUGAAACAAACCGUGUGGCGGAACAAAGUUCGCCGGGUCCACUAGUUUGAUAUAGUUCUUAAAAAUUCACCUUCAUAUAAAAAUUUUAUACGAAAAAUGUUUUUUUUUACUCGUUAAUUCAAAAUUGAGUUUGUGCACAUAGCAGAUUUUGGUUUGACAGCGACGAUAUGUCAGUCCUUGUGAAUCUGUAUUGUUACCACUAUCGGAAGAGAUUAUCUGCCUUACUCUCAAAUAUUAGCAACUUUGAUUUCGCCGUGCACAAUAUACAAACUUAUAGUUCGAUGGCCGACACUAAAACUGUAUUUCAAUUGCAUAUAUCAAAGUAAACAUUACGCUUUAUCCAAAAUCACUUUAGAUUCUUUUUUAAUUAGCUGCAGCGAAGAAAGACUUAAGGAUGUUUAUCGGUAGCGAUCGAGUUAAAAAUGACGGUAGUCGAAAAAAGACAAAAAAUAUUUAGUGACGUCACUGCGUUAAAAAUGUGUUCUAAAAUUUUCCUACCGCGCUCCAACUUUUUAGUUAUUUCUUGCUCAGAUUCAAAUUCAAAUUCAAAAUCAUUUAUUUCAACUUAGAUGUCAGUAUGAUACACUUGUUGAAUGUCAAAAUAUAAAUAACAAUGUUAACUCUACCACCGGUUCCAAAAAAAGCCACAGUCCUGAGAAGAACCGGCGAAACAAACUCAGCGGGCUUUUUUUUUGUUUUUUCUCAAAUAUUUGGAUGAGCCUGGGAUAUCUUUUUGGUAGCGUCAGUUGGUAUAGUCGGUAAUGUUUCUAUAUAACUGUACCACGGGGUGCUAAUUUGUAUGUAGCUUGAACAUUUGUCGCUAGGGACGCUGUUCCAACUGCAUACAAAUUUGAGUUAACUUUUACGCUAUCGAAAACGUUAAAAAACUCGCACUAAACACACUGGUUGCAAGUAAAUCAACGUUAACAAUAUUUGUUGUAUGCGACAGGCGGGUAAUUAGUUUAGUCUCAUUUGUCUGUUGACUGUACAUACUCAGAGCACAAGAGAAAAUCCUACUUUGACUUACUGUUCAAUGUGGAAGUAUAAAGUUGAAGUAAUUAAAAAAAAAAAAAAAAAAUAUAACCUCAUUCUUUGAUAUUGUUAUUCCUUUAUUUUUAGCCUUAGAAAUUUUUAUUAGAAAAAUGUAUAUUAUUAAAUUAUUAAUUUUUUUUUAGAUAUUUUAUCAAUUGAUUUAUUUAUUUUAACACGACUGUCUCAAUUGGGGGCACCUUUUUUUUUGAUAUUUUUUUUUUCUCGUCUAUAUUGUUUAUUAUUGUCAAUAACAAUUGCUGUGUUUUAUUUUAUAUAAUAAUUAUAACAUUAGAAAAUAAGUGACAUGAACACAAAGCCUACAAUUUUCAUUCCAUUAAUAAAACUAAUAUAAUUUUCUUGUGCAUAUUUUUUAUUCCUUUUUAUCCGAUAGACGCAAUUAAUCAAAAUACGGAUAAAAUAUUUUUUAGUUAUUAUUGAUGCUAUUUAAAAAAAAAUACUUUACUGGUGGUAGGACCCCUUGUGAGUCCGCACGGGUAGGUACCACCGCCCUACUAUUUCUGCCGUGAAGCAGUAAUGCGUUUCGGUUUGAAGGACGGGGCAGCCGUUGUAACUAUACUGAGACCUUCGAACUUAUAUCUCAAGGUAGAUAGUGCAUUUACGUUGUGGAUGUCUAUGGGCUCCGGUAACCACUUAACACCAGGUGGGCUGUGAGAUCGUACAGCUAUCUAAGCAAAAAAAAAAUGUUUUAAUUUCUAGUGACAGUAUGUACCUGCCUAUCUUUUAUUAAAGGAUGACAGUACAAAAUUUACAUUGACAGCAUAACCUAUAAAAAUUGCAUUUUUUUCGCGGCUUCAUAAACUUACAUUUAAUACAUACAGGUAGUUUUCCAAUUACAGAGCAUAAUGCGACUCAGUGAUGCACAAUGCCGAAUUAUGCUGAUUUCAAAUGCACCAGCAGAGUGCGCUAAGUUAGCACAGUUUUAAUUAACAUUUGAUUAUUUCUAAGAAACUACGACGAAACGAAAGCCUUACAAUUUUUUUCAACAUUAAAUAAUAUUGCUAACGAUAAUAUAAACAAAAUUUCAAUCAAUGCCAACUUAAAGAAAAAACACUUGUCAAUUUUCUGUCACUGAGUCGGUAUCGAUUGCGAGUAUCACGCGAGAGCAGUACUUCUGAGAGUGCUCGAUUGUGCGAAGCGUUGCUGCAGUUGGAACAUCCAACGUUGAGCAUUAUGCCGCAUAAUGCGCUCUUGUGCUGUAAUUGGAAAACUACCACAGAAAAGCUCGCAAAUGUAUUCGGAUUGAUUUUAAAAGUGUUUAUGCUCACAUUACAGUUUUGUUUAUUUAAUUCAUAACGUAUCUAUCACAUUUGGUCGGAUUUGCUUCUAGACUUAGUAUAAAUUCGGACCUAACCAAUAUAUCUCUGUUAAAGAAAAAUUGUUAAAAAUAUAAUAAUGGAAAUUAUAAGUAUUAUUAUUGUUUUAAUAUAAGAUUAUUUAAUGAAAUGUACGAACGAUAUAUAAUAAUAAAUAUGUUGUGAAAUAUGAA
This is a messenger RNA of Bombyx mori (domestic silkworm), 8115 nucleotides long. It is a transcript of the gene Rbcn-3B, whose product is annotated as WD repeat-containing protein 7. The record is from RefSeq and is a predicted model, not a curated record. Gene Ontology annotation, cellular component: cytoplasm. Gene Ontology annotation, molecular function: protein binding. The transcript has 36 exons. Bases 177 to 4628 code for a protein of 1483 amino acids. NCBI's taxonomy places the organism in Eukaryota, Metazoa, Arthropoda, Insecta, Lepidoptera, Bombycidae.